Nestor notabilis (Kea) is the source of this 1912-nucleotide messenger RNA. It is a transcript of the gene ANKFY1, whose product is annotated as ankyrin repeat and FYVE domain containing 1. The transcript is spliced from 13 exons. The record is from RefSeq and is a predicted model, not a curated record. Gene Ontology annotation, molecular function: protein binding. The annotation marks the transcript as partial. Lineage: Eukaryota; Metazoa; Chordata; Aves; Psittaciformes; Psittacidae.
UGAUCUGAAGAUAAAGGUUGGGGACAAGCACAUCAGCGCUCACAAAUUUGUCUUGGCGGCGCGCAGUGACACGUGGAGUCUUGCCAACCUUUCCUCAACAGAGGAGCUGGAUCUGUCAGAUGCUGACCCAGAGGUAACUAUGGCAAUGCUGCGGUGGAUCUACACAGAUGAACUGGAGUUAAGAGAAGAUGAUGUCUUCUUGACAGAGCUCAUGAAACUAGCAAAUAAGUUUCAGCUCCAGCUGCUUAGGGAAAGAUGUGAAAAAGGAGUUAUGUCACUUGUUAAUGUCAGGAACUGCAUUCGCUUCUAUCAGACUGCUGAGGAGCUGAAUGCUGGCACUCUGCUCAACUAUUGUGCUGAGAUAAUUGCCAGUCACUGGGAUGACUUGCGUAAAGAAGACUUCAGCAGCAUGAGUGCUCAGUUACUGUAUAAAAUGUUCAAGUCCAAGACAGAAUAUCCUUUGCAUAAGGCUAUUAAAGUUGAGAGAGAAGAUGUAGUCUUUUUGUAUCUUAUUGAAAUGGAUUCACAGCUUCCUGGGAAGCUCAAUGAACUGGAUCACAAUGGAGAUCUUGCUUUGGAUCUAGCCCUUGCCCAAAGAUUGGAGAGUAUCGCAACUACGCUUGUCAACUACAAGGCUGAUGUAGAUAGGGCAGACAAGAGUGGCUGGAGUCUGUUACAUAAAGCCAUCCAAAGAGGCGAUAAAUUUGCUGCAAACUUUCUCAUUAAAAAUGGUGCCCGUGUGAAUGCUGCUACACUGGGAGACCAGGAGACUCCUCUGCACCUUGUGGCCUCAUACAGCCCCAAGAAGCAUUUACCAGAUGUCAUGGCAGAGAUGGCACAGAUAGCAGAGUCCCUCCUACAGGCAGGAGCCAAUCCAAAUAUGCAAGACAGCAAAGGAAGGACCCCAUUACAUGUGUCAGUUGUGGUCAGGAAUGAACCUGUAUUCAGUCAGCUUCUCCAGUGCAAGCAACUAGACUUGGAGCUGAAGGAUCAUGAAGGAAGCACAGCUCUGUGGCUUGCAGUUCAGUAUAUCACUGUGUCGUCUGAUCAGUCUGUAAACCCUUUUGAGGAUGCCCCUGUUGUAAAUGGAACCUCAUUUGAUGAGAACAGUUUUGCAGCAAGGUUGAUCCAGCGAGGCAGCAAUACAGACGCUCCAGACACAGUAACAGGAAACUGCUUGCUUCAGAGGGCAGCUGGUGCUGGAAAUGAGGCAGCUUCUCUCUUCCUUGCAACUCAUGGAGCAAAAGUCAACCACCAAAACAAACGGGGAGAAACACCACUGCAUACAGCCUGUAGGCAUGGCCUAGCAAACCUGACAGCAGAACUGCUGCAACAAGGAGCCAAUCCAAACAUUCAGACAGCAGAAGCAGUGCUUGGUCAGAAGGAUGCCUCUUCUCCAACAGCAGAGCAUGUUUAUCUGCAAACUCCCCUUCACAUGGCUAUUGCUUACAAUCACCCAGAUGUGGUGUCUGUCAUCCUGGAACAAAAAGCUAAUGCUCUUCAUGCUACCAACAACUUGCAAAUUAUUCCUGACUUCAGUUUAAAGGACUCGAGAGACCAGACUGUGCUGGGAUUGGCUCUUUGGACAGGCAUGCACACAAUAGCAGCUCAGCUGCUUGGAUCUGGGGCAUCCAUCAAUGACACAAUGUCAGAUGGACAGACUCUACUACAUAUGGCAAUACAGAGACAAGACAGCAAGAGUGCACUCUUUCUGCUGGAACACCAGGCAGAUAUAAAUGUCAGAACACAGGAUGGAGAGACUGCCUUGCAGCUAGCUAUAAAAAACCAGCUCCCUCUUGUGGUUGAUGCUAUUUGUACCCGGGGAGCAGACAUGUCUGUGCCAGAUGAGAAAGGAAAUCCUCCUUUAUGGCUUGCCUUAGAAAAUAACUUGGAAGAUAUUGCAUCAACUCUG